AUGGUAGAACCAGAAUUCAAGCGAGUUGAACGUUUCAUUUGGGGACUGGCACCCCAAAUUAUGAGCAUGGUGACUACUUCGAAGCCUCCAACGAUCACUGAAGCCAUUGACUUGAGCGUGGCACCGACAAAGGAAGCAACUAGAUUGAACAAGUUUUCAAUCUUUGAGGGAAAGAAGAAUGAGACUCAUGUCGAGUCGUCAUGGGAAAACAAAAGGAAGUUCUCAAACUUCAAGAAGGGUACACGUGCGAGCAACAAUGCCAACAAGCGUAGAGACGCUAACCCACCAGUUGAGGCACAAGCUGGUGCUACCGGUGCUGAGAUCAGAGGAAAAGGGUAUAUGGGCACCCUGCCCAAAUGUGAUGUGUGUCAGUUUCAUCACACUGGGCGAUGCAGAUCUGGAAAGUGUGAAAUGUGCGGAAAAGUUGGCCAUGCCAAGGAGACAUGCUGGUAUGGAACCGGUCGUGGGAAUAAUGGUCAAAGAGGAAAUCGGAAUGGUAAUGGCAAUGGAAAUCGUGGUGGAAACAGUUAUGGGAACAGAAACCAAGGUGGAAACAAUAAUCAGGGAUGUAAUGGAAAUCGUGGUGGUUCUGGAAAUUAA
This is a messenger RNA of Helianthus annuus (common sunflower), 600 nucleotides long. RefSeq names its product N66 matrix protein-like. The coding region runs from base 1 to 600 and encodes 199 amino acids. NCBI's taxonomy places the organism in Eukaryota, Viridiplantae, Streptophyta, Magnoliopsida, Asterales, Asteraceae. The record is from RefSeq and is a predicted model, not a curated record. The transcript has a single exon.